Paramuricea clavata is the source of this 21195-nucleotide messenger RNA. NCBI's taxonomy places the organism in Eukaryota, Metazoa, Cnidaria, Anthozoa, Malacalcyonacea, Plexauridae. The record is from the annotation of a GenBank genome assembly.
AGGAAGGCUUACUGCAUGCGAUCAUUACGACGUCCGGUAGCAGGGACCUUUCGUAAUUAUAUGAACAUGAAUUGUAAAAUUAUAGUUAGUCAUCGUUUGAUUUUCAACAUGAAGAGAUCUAACGUUCUGUAUGUCUUGGCUUCGAUUUGGCUUUAUAUCCAGUGGUGAGUAGCAUGUACAUAUGCAUAAAUAAUGUUUUAUUUAAAUUGUAGCUAGUUUUUGCAUUGCAGUGAUUGCAUAUAUCUAUACAGUAAUUUUGUUACAGAAGAUUCCUCAGAGAAACAUAAAGAGAAAAUUCCAAUGUCGAAGCCUUAUACAAUGACGAAGCUAGUCAAUUGUGUAUACGUUUACUCGAGAGAGGUUUGAACUCAAACUUCGUGGCUUCAUAUCUUAAUUGGACGGACGAGUUUUAGCCAUUUUAUGUGCACGGAAUAUCUUUGCCGCGACUAAAACCCUAUUCAUGCCCUGCGCAGUGUUUCGAUUCUAUAACACAACUAUCCUAAGAUAAACAAGAAGAGAAAAUAUGAUCCAACAAAGCCACUUUGCAAAGUAUUCUAGUGUACUUCGCUGAUAUAUACGUAUAGCAGUUUUUUUCUCAGGCAUUCUUAUUUUAAAAACAAAACACCUCCGAACCCCCAAGCAGGCAUCGAACCGGCGAUCUCGUACACAUAUAUGUACGCGUUAUAACGUACAUACAGGGAACUCAAAUGCUGCGUGGGCAAGAUGAUUUUGGGGGCAAUCUGGUUGAAGCUGCAAUGUUUGAAACUUGUCUGGAUUUAUUGUUGUGUAAUAGUAGACCUGAUGACAAAUUGCAAAUUAAACGUUUUUUUAGUAGCCAGUAAUCAGUAUAAGAUUAGAGAAAUAUAUAUUCAAGCUUUGUUACUCCGAAACGAUUUCCGAGUCCUUGAACAAUGCGGCAUUGUCCUUGAACAAUGCGGUUUUUAUUACAUUAAAAACCGUAUUAUUAUGGUGCGCGAUACUGUAUUUGUAACUGCAUAUUAUUAUAUUAAAGCGUAUAUAUUGUCAUAUACAGGAUAUUUACUACUUUGUGGAGCAAAAUUAAUAUAUAGUAGCUCUUUCUCUUACAUUUUGCUCAGAAAGACUUUUACAGUAUACUACUCUUAAAUCUGUAACAUAUUGUACCCUACAGAAACUUAAAGACAAAAGGGUAUGGGGGCAACCUAUCAGCUAAAUAUUCCUUCUCGCGCUUGCGUUUCUCGCCGAAUUUCAUUUCUUUGUCUUGCACAUCUGCAAGCCUGUAAAUUGCAGUGGAUUAAGCAGGGCAUUGAUCAACACCGUGCCACUUAGCCUCAUAUCUCGUUCACAUAGACUUCUAAAAUUACUGUACUUCAUAAAUUUUUCAGUUAAAGUGCUACUGCAGCGAAUUUUUCGACCCUCGUUUUUUUAGCUUUAUUAAAAGUGCUUUCCUUCCUGACCUGUUUACCACAAACAGAAUUGAAAUUGGUCAAUUCAAACCGAUUUUAUAGCCUUCCAAAGUGGCCAUUCUUGGUACUUUCCGUGCGAACUUUUGAUCGGCAAUGUUCAUGCCAUGUGACGUCAUAAGAUGAACAUGAUUUCAUCAUGGCGUAUUAAAAUUACAGUUCUGGCAGUUCUAACUUAGAUUAUUGCACGAAUUAUGAACAGCCUGAAGGAAUACCCACCCAUCCAUUUCCCAACAAGGAAACAGAUCCACAGAGUGAAAGAAAGUCAGUGAAUUUUAUCCGUAAACAUUGACCGCAGGUUUUCACGCAUCAGCGAACCUAGUGUUUUGAUUGAGCCCGUUUUGAAGUUUCAUGCUAUAUCUUAUUUCAUUGACAAAACCUCGUAAAAUGGAAAGAAUAUUGAAGGAAGAAACUGUUUAUACAAUUUACAUGGCUAAAAUUGUUCCCCUGGCUAAAGUCCAAGUAACAGACGCAAGGCAAAUAACUCAGGUAUAUAGUGAAGAACAUUUUAAUAUGUUCGCACACAUGAUGAAUAUUUUGGGCAAAUGAUGCUAUAUAUAGUUAGUCUAAAGUGUUCAACAUUUCUUAUGUUUUAGAUCAUUUGUGGUUGUAAAAAGACUCUCCUGUAUCCUGUUAUUAAGUUAGUUUCUUGUCCAGAGCAUCUUGAGAUUGAAAUAAAAACAACAAUUCAGUUUGCCUUGAUCUAGUUCCGUCAAGACUUCUGAUGACAUUUUGAGAGAAACGAUGCCAUUGGAGUUAUAUUCAGUCAUAUCAAUAAUACACAUUAAAUAGUUUAAAGUAACAAUAAAUAUAAUAAUACAAUAGUAUAAUAUUGUACUGCAUGGUACGCUUAUUAUGUGAGAAAUAUAUUUGUGCACAAAACAUGAGGGAUGCAACUUAACGGGUUACUUUGAAGAUUAAUAUAAUUUAAAAAUAUUAGAGUAAAUGUGAUAUUGCACAGUGGCACAAUUUUGACUCAGUGGUUAACUGACUCAGUCACAAUCUGCCUAAUGCAACUAAAGUCAACCGCUUUCUACUCAAACGUAUGGCAGCUGUGUCUCUGUUGUUGGAAAUUAUUUUCUUCUGUUUUCCCAUCCAAGUAAAACUAGCCAUUAAUAGAACCAAAGCCAAUAAUUGCCAAUUACACCUAUCGCCAUCUAUUAAAAACACAAUCAAAAUCAUUUUGAAUAUUGCGAAUUAUUAGGCUAUGAAUACACUCUAAAAACACUCUGGUUAAAUUCAACCAGGAAUUGGGUUAAUAAUCCACCCAACACAUUCUGGUUAAAUUUAACCCAUUUCCUGGUUAAAAAUUAUCAAUUCAACAAAAAUUUGGUACACUUUUUUGGACUUUUAACCAGGAAAAUGGUUAAUUUUUUUUAACCAGACUUGUGUAGGUGGAUUUUUAACUCCGUACUGGUUGAAUUAACCCAAAUUUAACCAGAGUGUUUUUAGAGUGUAUGCUUGUGUUUAUAAACGUUGUUAUAUUUUUGCCACGCACAAUUCAGUUUAUAAUAAAUAUUAAGUUACACACACCACAUGUGUUCAAACAAUAAUUAAAACACAGUACCGAGGCGAGCACAAUACAAUAUAAAUAUGCAUGCAAUAAAAAGGAUCUACUUACUCCACCCUUAUUUUUACAUGUAUUGUACCAUCGCUUGAUUGCUCCAACAUAGUCACAGAUGGUAGUUGGCACAGUUGCCUAUAUCUGCAGCGGCGUUAUAUAAUGUCCCUAUCUCUUCGUAUUUCAACUUUAGCCGGCUUAGCCGAGUCCAUACUCGUUGACUUCCAGAUGUAGUACUGACCCUAUUAUCUGAGUCUCUAACCGUCAUUUCCCCGUCAAAUAAACAAUAAUAUACAGUAGCACUUGUUCUUCGAUUUUUAAAAAUCAGUUAUCUGCGCCAUGUAAACAAGUGAAAUAUAAUAGAUAAAAAUUCCACUGCGAUAUGUUGACGCGCCAUAUAAUUUACUACAAAUACGACCUUCAUAUUUUCGUUUCCGUUCAUCUUAUGACGUCACACGGCAUCAAUAUGGAGGCGGAAAAGUUCGCACCCGAUAACGAACUUCAGAAGUUAAAUUUGGCAACUUCUAAGCAUCGCAUGAUGGUCUAAUAUAUAUGAAAAUGCUUCUAAAAGACUGAAUUUUUAUUUAAGCAAAAAAAACUAGGUCCAAAAAUUCGCUGCAGUAGCACUUUAAGAAAUGCAAUACAAUAUAUUAUUGCAUGCAAAUACGUUUGGGGCGAAGGGUUGUGUAUUUAAUGCGUUUAAGGUUGUCGAGAUACCUUUGUGGAUAUUUUGUAAUUGGUAUUUCGGUUUUUAGUUAGAUUUUUUAUUCUUUCUUAAUUUUUCUCUCCUACAACCAUGCAAUAAAUGAUAUUCUUGUAUACAUUGUUGAUUCCAACAUUCAAUUGAUAAUUUCGCCCUUAGUUCUGAGCCAAAUUGAUGCUCGGAAUUUCUUUAAAGAAACAAUUUCAAAUUUUCUGUUGAAAACUGGUGGAUGAAUGUUUGUUCAAAAUAGGUUCUAAUAUUUUUAGCAUCGACGCUUUCGAAAUUUCCCUCGAUGGAAAGAAAGAAAUUUGUUUAACAAUAAAAAAUACCACGUCUGAGAAAUGCGCUCUCAAACCGGAUAUUAUGGAGAUGAAAAGUUUGCUGUCAGAAAUGAAAAGCGAGAUUACAAAAAUGAACGCGGAAAUUUACCAAAUUAAAGAACAACUGAAGAAGACAAAGUCUGUACAAGAAGAACUGAAGGUAAGGUUAUAUAUUAUAGUGACUCAGGGACGUAGCGAGACCUGACAAAUGGGGGAUGGGGGGGGGAGGGGGGAAGCCAUGAGGCCGGGCUGAAGGUUUAGUAGUGGUUAUAUGUUUGCUGCAAAAGAGCUAUAUGCAGAGUUGGUGGCAUUGUCGUAUAGCCACAAGGCUGAGGAGGGGGAUUAUUGGUUAGAAAGAGCUUGGACGGUUGUGGCCACUAGACGAGGACCAACUACAAAUUUCCGAAUUGUAGCUAUCAAAAGUAAGAAUUGCAUGCUAUACUAUAUUUAGCUUUUCGAGGGUUAGACAGUGAAACACAAAACACCAUUGUUUGCCUAUCCACAAGCUUAUAGGCGUUUUAUAAAGAAAACUGAACGCAAUUGUGUAAGACUUAAUUAUAAUGUACUGCAUGUAGACAGUAAAUUUCAAAUGUAACUUAGUAAUGUAAGUUAUGUUGUUAUAAAACAAUACCUUGAGUGCCAGAGCCGCCAGCUGUGACAGAAUUGAGGACACGACGAGGAGGCUCUGGUCACACGAGCAUACAGCCUCGCUUUGGUGAGUUCAAUAUUUCAACUCUGUUUGUGAUUGGUCUGAAUUUAUGUUAGCCUUUAUCAUUGUUUAACCGAUGGAUGUCGGUUAACCAAUGAAAAGAGUCGUAUAAAUUUAGACCAAUCACAAACAGAGUUCAAAUAUUGAACUUGCCAAAGUAAGGCUGGAUGCUCGUUUGACCAGAGCCUCCUCGCCGUGUCCUCACUUCUAUCACAGGAGUGUCUGGCACCCAGGGUAAUAUUAGCAAUGAAGUUGGAGUUAAGUUGAUUAAAUCAUAACAACAAACGUCGAUUUUUCAUAUUGGCAAAACGUUCGAUUACUCGGUCUACAUCAACUGGUUCUGUAUCGUAGAUGCACAUCAUGGCUGUUGAUAUGGGCAAGAUGCUGGCAAUAGAUAAAAGGGCGUAAAUGCUUGGAAAAACAUUGGGAUCGCAUAUACGAUCAGUUGAUGAAUCAGUUGAACUGGAAAAUUCUCUCUUCCAUUUAGCAACCCACAAUCGAUACUGCGCUAAGGCAUUCAUGCCACUAGUAUCAUGAGGCACAACUUACAUUGGUAGCAUGAAGAAAUUGAGAAUAGUUUCCAAAAAGCUGCAUGAACUCUUCUUCCACUGCACCAUUUUUUGCACGGUUAGCUGGAAGCAGCGUAUCAAACAAACCAGCAAACGUCGUUUUCUCAUUAAAUCAAAAUCGAAAUUGCUCAAGAAUUGUAUCCAAAAAUGGGAUAUACACUGCUACGCGGAAAAAAUCUAGUCCGUAUCGUCAACAUCUGAAACAUCUUGGUUAUCUCGAUACAUUGAUAUUUGACAAACUCUUGGACAAUCUACUUUGAUUUUGAGGCAUGUUACUGUGUCGAGAAUCAAUUUUACUUUAAUUAAUUUUGAAGUAAGUAUAUAUAUAUAUCUAGCAAUAAAUAUUUCCAAAGGGGGGGGGAGCCGCGGCUCCCACCACUCCCUCCCCCUGGCUACGUCCCUGUAGUGACUUAUCACCUAUUGAUUCAACGUGCAUACGCGGUGAAAACACAAUUUUUUGAAAAAAGUGUUACGCACACAAAUUCCUUUAAAAGUUUAGAAACAUUUAAAAUUACCUUAAUAAAUUAAAGUUGCUAAUAUUUAAACAUACUUUUUAAACAUACUGUAAGGGCUGUCUCUUCCACAGUCCCUCGUUAUAUUUUAGUACGGGAGAAUAUGCCCGUUCGCAGGUUAGGCGUUGACAACACACGUCGGAAAUGCGAGGGAAUGUGGAAUCGUGUGUCGAAAAGUUGGCAGAAUAGUCGAAAACUCGGCAAUCGGGCAAAAUUGACAUUUUUCUCAAAUAUACAUGAAUUUUUGGACGAAAGUGGGACGAUACAGGCUUUAGAAAACUCUUGCAAGGAUUCGUGUGACGAAUUAGAUGUGUAAACGGAAAAUUUAUCUCUUUCUGACUUAAAUUACGGUGAGUGAUGAUAGCUUGUUUAUAUGCAAGCCAUAUGUUGGCGGAUGUGCCAUGGAUUUAUAUAUAAGGAUGUGUAUCUUAAAAAUAUAAACAAUUAGCGACUAGGUAUAUGAUAAUUGUAGUUGAUCAAGCAGUAAUUUUGUACACACUUUUUUAAAUAUAGAUGACAUAAAAGAUUUGCUUUCAAACUUGAUAGCGUCUGUUUUGGUCCUCAAUGAAAUAUGAGAAAUUAUCCUAUUCACAUAUAAAUAUGACGGUGGCGAUAUAUCUGGUAUUAAAGCUAGCUGAGUAUAUACAUCGUAAUUGGUAACUUGAUGGCUGUUGCUUUCCUGUAUUAAUGGCCGGGUGUCUUGUUGAACUGGUACACUUUGGAAGUACUACAUAUUUAUAGAAAAAUAAAGUUAUAUUUAAUAAAUAUUUAUUCAGUUUUUAAUACAUAAAAUAUAAUACAAUAAGACUUAUUUCUUGACUUAAGUGGGUAGGAUUAAAAAAAUGCUGUAUAUAUUAUUGCAAACUAAAUAAAUCAUGCAAUCUAUUAUAGAGCUACACCAGAUUCUUGCUGUUGAAAGUUAUACUUUCUUUGUGUCAUAUUGGCAUUAAUUGCAACAAAUACCAACAAUGCAAAAACAAGAUACAAAUUGUGCAUUGACCAAUAUUAAAACAGUGUACUGCAUUGACUAAUAAAAAAAGUUUUCUGAUAAACUUAUCCGUUAGUAAUUUACUCUGUCUAACAUAGUUCGGAAAUGGUCUGUAACUAUAUCUCCUAUUUUAUAAAUAUUCCCCCUAUUACAAACUGUUAAUAACCUCUUUCAGAGAGCAAAAUUUGACAUUUGAACUGGUAGUUUAAUUAAAAACCACUUGUUCUGUAAUUUCUACGAUGGUUUUCUUAUCAUGCCCCUCGCCCCUCCUUAAUUAACACAUCCUCUUUAGUAAUGCCGCCCUCUUAUUGGCAAACAAAUGAAACACUUUUAAUUUUUUCAAGGUUUAUCCUCACAGCAAAGAGGUUUUAAACUAAGUUGUUCAAUCGAGAAUGGAACGUAAUAGUAGGGGGAUGCUCUGCCAGCUCUGGUGCCGAGUUGUGUCGGUCAUGUCUGCCGCCAGCCCAUCAACUUGCUUCACUGCUGCAAAGUCUUGCAUGACUACUGUAUUGUAAUUGUUGUUCACAGUUCGCUUAUCAUCAUGUUAUUACUCAAAUUACUCUAUCUCAUUUUGUCUCUAAUAUUUUUUCCCUUUAUCAUGAAAAAUAACACCCUCUCUGGCCAGGGCUAGGGGAGGGGGUGCACACCCACUCCCCCCAGGAAAUCCAUCCUUGCAUGUGUCUAAUGGCCAUGUUUUUGCUUGUCAUACAAAUUCAUACAAAAGUCUAUAUUCCUCUUAUUAACAUAUUUAUGGUUGAACAUAGACUAUCGCAGAUAACAAAGUAGCCUGCCUCGCAGACAACCUUAAAUGGCUCAGAGCCAUAAGGAUGUGUGCGAGGCUGUUGCGUAUCCAGCCCGACUAUUUGGUCCCGCUAUGCAAAUAUUUUCAUGUUCAUUGACUGUGAAAACAAUCAAUUUCUAAAGAAAUGAAUAAAGAUAAUAAUUUUGAAUUUGCGUAGCGGGACUAAAUUGUCGGGCUGGUUACGCCACUGGUGCGAGGCAGGCUAAUAACAAAGCUAUGACUAAAGCUAUAUAAGCCACUGCUAUCCAGAAAAAUGUACUGUAAAAGAAGGAGAGUGCUAUUCAUGUCGGAGCCAUUCUUUUAAAAGGAUCUCAUUAUCUUUCAUUCGAAUUUGGCACCAAUAUGGCAGCUGUUAAUUGUCUUCUAACUCUCAAGGGUUGGUUGCAAGUCAAGAAUACCAUAAACCUCUGACUAUAAGCCCUUCGCUUACAUUCUUUUGUAAGCAAUUUUUGAUGGGCUUAUACAGUACAUGGGUGCUCUUUUCAGUCUUGUGUUAGUAUAUAAUAAACAAGUCAGUCAUAAACAGGAAAAUCUAGACAUGUAUUAAUAACACAUAAAGACAAUGAGGUGGGGGGGGGGUAUAUUCGGGGGGAGGGGCACGCUGUAACAAAUUUGAGCUAUUUUAGGUUCAUAUUUAUGUCUCGAUUUAUGUUUAUCGUUGUAAAAGAGCAUUCGACCACAAUAAUGUUCCCUUCAAUGUUUCCAUGUGUUGCAUCCAUUGCUUGUUUGGUAUACCAACUGAUAUUUUGCAUGGAUUAUUAUUAUUAUUAUUAUUAUUAUUAUUAUUGUUAUUAUUAUUAUUUUUAUUAUUAUUAUUAUUAUUAUUAUUAUUAUUAUUAUUAUUAUUAUUAUUAUUAUUAUUAUUAUUAUUAUAAUUAAUUAAUUCUCCAAACAUUUGGUUUUUCAGAUUAAUAUACAUGUAAAUUAUAUCUAAAUUAUUCCAUUGUAUAUUUACAGUUUAAAAUCGUUAAAAUUAGAUAAGUUCAUUAAAAUUUUAAAAGAAAGAGUUCAAGCAGAUAGUUAUAAAAAUUACUUUUAAAGUCUUUACAAUUGUCAUAUACAGUAAUGUUACUAGGUAGAGAGUUCCACAGGGAUACUGAUCGGUAUUCAAAUGUUCGUUGUCCGGCCGCCGAUCUAUAAGCUGGAAUGUUUAGUUUUUGUUUAUUUCUGGUGUUUCUAUCGUGUAAAGAUAAUUUCUCCUGAAAAUAUGAAUUGAGAUAGUCAGGGGCUAGUCCAUUCAAACAUUCGAACGUUAGAACGCCAACAAAGUAUUUUAACAUGUCUGGGACAGGUAGCCAAUUCAGUUGUUUGAGUAUUGGAGUAAUAUGCUCAUAUUUUUGUGUUCCUGUGAUUAUUCUCGCCGCGAAGUUUUGCACUUUUUGUAAUUUUUCUAUGUUCUUCUUAGUCGUACUGGACCAUACGUUUGAGCAAUAAUACAAUUUGGAAAAUACUAGGGACGAGAUGACAUUUUCCAAAAACUUAGUGUCAAAAAGAUGUUUAACCCUGUUUAUCUGACAUAAGCAAGGGUGGGUAGUAGCGAAGUAGUUGUAGUUCGAUACUGUAGCGAACUACAAUUUUCAAGUAGCCAGUAGUUUUUUACUACUUUCUUAAAACAGUAGUUGUAGUUAUAGCGAACUACAUUUUGCCUAAAAGUAGCCAAGUAGUUGACUACUUUUCAAACAGCGAAUCGCUAUUCGCUACUUUUUUAAAUUGUUAGCAACCGUUCAUAGAAUAGAAUGAUAUUAAGACGCGGUUUGCUUAAAAGAUUAUUCUAUACAGUAAAGAUUAUUUUAGCGCAAUGAAAAGUGGGACUCCUGAACAAUGUAGUGCUUAUAAAAAUGUUGCUUUGACCCUUUUUGUUUACUGUUGCUACUCGUAAGUCGAUUUGUUGUAGGUUAUAUUACAGCCAGAGCAAGUGGAUGCUCCAAGUACCGUAAAACUAAAAAAUAUAGAGUAGCGAAAUAGCGAAAUAGUUCGCUACAUUUUUUAAGCAGUAGCUGUAGUCAGUAGCGAACUACCUUUGUUGAAAAGUAGCAGUAGUUGUAGCUGACUACAUAUUUUUGAAGUAGCUGUAGUUAUAGCGAACUACAAAAAUUUGUAGUCAACCCACCCUUGGACAUAAGCUCGCAAUACAAGUAGAAACAGUGUUUGCUAUAUUUUCGUUAAAACUUAGUGUUGAAUCAAGUUGAAUCCCAAGAUCGCUUGCUGAAAUAGUCGGAUUAAUCCUUUUCUCAAGUAAUGCCACAUAAAAGUCAUCCGGUAAUUGUUGCAAUUUUUUGUGUGUUCCUAGUACUAACACUUUGGUCUUGUCUGGAUUAAUUAGUAGACUAUUGUGACAGCACCAUGCUGUGAUUUUUGACAGGUCUUCAUUGAUUUUCCCCAUAACUUCAUUAACAUCCUUGAUGGGAAACGAAAGAUACAAUUUUGAAUCAUCUACGUACGAUUCUAAGUCACCGAAACUCGGGAUGCUGGGCAAAUCAUUCAAAUAUAUAUUGUACAAAGCAGGUCCUAAUAUCGAACCUUGCGGUACACCAUGAGUGAUAUGACCUGGUUCUGACACAACUGAGCCAAUCUUCACCUGCUGCGUCCUUCCGGUCAAGUAACUUUUGAACCAUUCUAAGGCGCCAAGGCUUAGGCCUAAUGCUUUUAGCUUUGUUAAGAGUUUGCGGUGAUCAAUACUGUGAAACGCUUUUGACAAAUCCAGCAAUACUAUGACUGUGAGUUCUUUUGAGUCCAUUGCUUUAAACACUUUGUCUGUCAUAAACACGCCAAGAGUCUCACAUGAAUUUAGUUGUUUAUUACCACUUUGAUGUUUACUUAGGCACUUCUUUUCGUUCGUAUAAGAGGUUAGUUGAUUUAAAGCAACUCGUUCACAAAUUUUAGAAGUCGCUGAUAGUAACGAUUGUGGUCGAUUGUUAUUUGCCACUUCGUGAUCUCCCUCUUUAAGAAGUGGUAUUACUUCUGAUAUUUUCCAGGCUGAUGGAAAGACUGAAGUCUGUAACGAGCGAUUUAUCAUGUCAGUAAUAACUGGGAGAAUACAUGGAAGUGCAUCCUUUAUCGUAGACAUUCGUACUUUGUCAUGGGCAGGAGCUUUGUUCGAUUGGAAUGCCAUAACUGUCCUUCGUACUUCUCCACACGAGACAGGAACAAAACUAAAAUUUUGUGACUCAGCGACAGCCAGCGAAACACUUGUUGGAGGUGCAGGCAGGUUAUAUAAUUCUAUUAAAGAUGUGCAAUCUUCUGAUACUCUCCUACCAACUGAGGUGAAAAACUGAUUAAACUCAUUAGCAACUUCUUUCAUAUCCUUUGUGUAGACUUGUUGAGUGCUUUCUUUACGAGGAAUACAAUUCUUAAUUAUCUUCCACUUUGAAUUAGUGUUGUGACUGUGCUCUAGUUCUUUCCGUACAUAUUCCCUUUCGGCAUCUCUCAGUUUGGAUUUUACUUCUUUUCUUAGUUUACUAUACAUUUCCCAGUCUGUUGUUAAUUUAGUACUUCGAGCCGUUUUCAAUAGGUUAUUUCUGUAUUGCAUAAGUUCGCGAAUUUCUGUGCUAAUAAAGGGGCAGCUGCGGUAUUUAAUCCUCACUGUUUUCACAGGUGCAUGUGUUUCCAGUACAUGGAGAAACCUCUCAUUGAAAUGGUCUAGCAUUACAUUUGCAUCAUCCAUGAUGGAAAUAUCAUACCAAGGUAUUCGUUGUAAAUCCGCGAGGAAACUAUCAGGCUUGUAGUUUUUGUAGGAUCUCACACAUUUAUAACUAGGUGGCGGCUUUAACAUCUUAAGUUUCAAAGAAGCAUAUAUUAGAUAGUGAUCAAUAAUGUGAGAUAAAGCCACCCCAUGAUUUUCUACUAAACUGACAUUCGACGUCAUAAUAAUAUCAAUAAGGGAAGAUGACGUUUCUGUUACUCGUGUAGGUUCUUUUAUCAAUUGAGUUUGAUUCACACUUGUACAAAAAUCUAGUAGCGACAUAGCCUCUGGAGGAUCCGGUUUCAGCAAAUCAAAAUUUAAAUCACCUACAACAAUUAUCUCUUUUCCUAAUGUGAGAGCAUGUAUAUAAUUUUCCAUGAAAAUAUCAUGAAAGGUUGAAGUAGGACAAUAAUCAGGCCUAUAUGUCACACAGAGGAGAAUUGAUCUUAGUUUCCUGAGUUGUAUUAGCAUCCAUAUAGCUGAUGAAAUCCGAAUUCAGAUAUCCCUGUUAUAUUUUUGAGACAUUUGACUUUAAUGGACGAUUUAGAAUAGACACAAACACCCCCUCCAGUCUUUCCCAAACGGUCCAAUCUUGUUAGUUUAAAGCCCUCGAUUUCUACUUCCGCGUUUGUCACCGUGGAGUUUAACCACGACUCUGACAAGGCUAAAAUAUCAUAGUUCCUAUCCUUCAUAAGUUCUCGAACCUGUAUAAGAUGAUUCCUAUUCUUAAUUGAGCGAACAUCUAGGUGGGAAAUUCUAAGUUUCGAUCAUUGCAUAUCCGAAAGCGGUUUUGGAACAUGUUCUUUUGUUAUCGCAGUUAUGGUCUUUUUCCUAGAGUUUACAAUUUGAAUAUUUACUAGGUUCGAAAUACUUGGUCCAUUUUGAGUCAUAUUCUGUGUAGGGUAGCGCGAGGUGAUUCUGACUGGUAUUCUCAUUGUCUCAUCAUGCGGUACACCACAUCCAGAUGGAUCAACCACUCUAGUGAGUGAUGACGAUGAGAUGUUCGAUAUGAUGGUGGUUUGAUGUUCUGACGUUUUAAAAAAGGGCGUCGACCAGGGGAAUUACGUAUAUUAUUAUGCCUUGGUGAAGUUAAAGGCUUUGAAUUUGUCUGACAACAUUUAUAAUACACGGUGUCGCGGUUUUUAAAAACACUACUACUUCUACUUUUAGUGUUGCAGAACGAAGUUUGGUGAGCCUGGUUUAGUGUUUCAAUCAACGGUAAGCGACCUAACCAUUCGAUAUUAUUCCGUUGUGGAGGUGCUAAGACGAAAUAUUUUCCAACAUUUGGUUCUAUAUUAAUUGCUGUUAUCAUUGGUCGCUUGAGUGAUUGGGGUUGCUGCUCGUUCUCUGGUAACAGAAAUUGAGAGCUGUGCUGCUUCAAGUGCUUAUCCAACGUAUGGAACGGGUCCAAAGAAGAGCAACGAAGUACAUUUUAAACCAUCCGUACUUGUGCAGUGAGACUUAUCGGGAACGACUUGCCAGUUUGGGUCUCUUACCGCUAUCUUACUGGCACGAAUAUUUGGAUCUCGUGUUCUUUUUUAAAGCGGUGAACGGCUUGGUCAACGUGUCUCAUGACGUCCUCCCCGAAAUCAUGUCCCAAACCAGAACGACCAGAUCCUCCAGUGGCAACCAAAUCUCCUUCCGUCCGGCCAAAUGCAAAACCUCUACCUACCAACGCUCCUUCUUUAUUCGUGCAUCCAGAUCUUGGAACUCUUUACCAACUACACUAAGAUCUCCUGACAUUAAUAUUAGGCAAUUCAAAACCGAUUUACAAACUUACUACCUGACAGCCCUGAGAGAAUGCUUCGACGAAGAAGAUCCGAGGACAUGGAAGACUAUUUGUCUGAAGUGUAAUACUAGUCGUUACUUAUGUUCUGAACUAACUUGUUGUUUUUAGUCUCUUGUCCAUGUACUGUAUGUUAUAUAUUCUGUACUGUAUGUGUAUUUUUGUAUAGGGCCGACAGUAAUUGGUUUACACUGUUGUGGUGUCCCUGCCAUUUUUGUCCGUGUUUAUUGUCUAGAUGUCUAUUUGCUGUUCUGUUAAGUGUUUUUGGCAAAGUUUAAUAAAUAAAUAAAUAAAUAAAUAAAUAAAUUGAAUCCUUUGAGUGAUUAUUCAUUUCGGACACUGGAGGGUCAAGGUCAGAGUCCACGGUUGGUUGGUUAACGUUUUCAUGACUGUUAUUAGUUUCAGGUGAACAGCCACUAGAAGUAAUACAGACAUCAGCAUUUACAGUUGGGAAAGCAUUUUCUUUAACCAUGCAUUAGACUUUCCAGAUCCAAACUACAGUUCGUAUUUGAUGUAUUCGUUGACAGCAAUUUGACUUCUAACUCUGAGAUACAUGACUUUAAAUGCAAAUUUUCACAGUUUAAUUUGCAUAGCUAUUGUUUAUUUGACUUAAUGAUGUUAUUCUGCUCAGAGAGUUUAUAAGAAAAAUUUUGCAGCUGUGCCUCAACACUUUCCUUAAACGUGAAAAAUUGUGAUUAAAGUUUGGCUAGAUUUCCAUCAGUGUGUCGGUUAGAUGGAGUAGACAUGUCCGUCGGUUGGGCAAAAUCAGGCAGCCCAAAAGCACUACAAAAUGACCUGUCAAUAAAGCCCUCAAGUUCCUUUAUAGUAGAAGCAUCAGAGCUUGUUAGUAUAUCAUCGUUUUUGGAUAUAUUAAAUAGAGCAUCUGACUGAGAUAUAUUACUUAAGUCAUCGAUAUUAGACAAGUUGGUUAAAUUCUCUGCGUUAGGUGUAAUAGUUCUUUCUACGGACGCACUUACAGCGCAAACCACUUCAUAGCAAUCAGCUUGCUUAGGCGUCGGCUUGAGGUUCUGAGUACUUUAACGUAGAGUUCGCUUCACAAAUUUUUGUUAAAACGUCUUUCAGCAAAUACCCUUCCUUUCUCUGGAAUAGGAGUGUUCUUUGUUUACCAUAAUACCAAGUAAUUGUUAUGUUAGAUUUGCAGUUUGAUAACUUCUUAGAGUUCACUCCCGGCGAUGUCCAUUUGCCGUUCAGGCCAAUAACUGUCUCGAAGAAAUAUUUUAGAUCUUCGAAGUUUUUAUUCCAUUUUAAACGCUUGCCAUCAUAGGUUAAGUCUAGUUCAUCCUUAUGAGCAAGGAAAGCGUCUGGAUUCAAACUUUUUAUACGAAAAUCUGAACAUUCUGCGGAGCAGAGACAAGCACGACCAUACGCCAUUUUGUCAUAUACAGUGAUUGGUCUGCAUUUCCCAGAAUUUAUUACUCCGUAAAUUUUGGAAGCUUUCCUCGCAUCUUCGGCAAAUACACUGAUUAACAUCUCCUUCCCUGGAAACUUUGAACCAACAUCCACCCCACACCUAAUAGUUGUAUUAUCAACAAAUAUUAUAAUAUGUGCAUAUUUUAUCCCUGCACAAAAAUAUUAGGGACGCAAAAAUUUGCUAAACAAGCUUUAUUCACAACUGUAAAAGAAAUUAUUCAUGAUAUUAACUCGCCUUUGAUUUUUUCUCAUACUGAUAUUGAAUAUAUCACAACACGUUUCUUCGCCAUACAAUACAUGCGUUUCAUCGUCAAUGUCGAAUUUUUAAAUUAAUAUCUUGCAGCGUGAUAUUUUUCUUAUGAGCCACACGAAAAUGUUGCGGUAAUCCAUUUACUUCAAAAGUAACACAUUUCCCACACAUUCUAACUGGAUAGACAACUUUAUGCACCAUGAAACGCCUUUAAGAAGUUUCUGCCCUAAUUUUUGGUCCUUGGAUAUUGCGUCCGCCAUUAUGUAUGCACGCCAUCUUGAAUGCAGGAUUUCCCUGUCGCUCGGAAGCCUAACCCAUUUCCAUGAUCCAACGCGAGCGACUGGGAACGAGUAAGCUGUAAGGGCGUUUCACUAUUGGUUGGUUCUUAGACAGCAGUGUGAUUUCAGCACGAGUCGCACUCAUAUCAGUUCGAUUUCAAAAUUGCUCGCAUCACUUUGAGUCGUAAUGACAUGCUUUUUUGAUCAACUCAUAAGAGAGUGCUCAUGACCUCAACCAAAAAAUCAGAUUUAAUCCGUUUUAAGUGAAUAUGAUCACGCAACUUGAAUGCACCAAAUCAAGGCUUGAUAAUUCUUCGUAUCUGGCAAAAACCUAAUUCAACAAUUGUUUUAUUAUUCGUUUAAAGGAUGAACAAGACAUUCCGCACUCGUGGGUUCAAUUAGCGCAUAUGUUUGAAAGCCUUUCGUGCUUUCACAUUUCGCAUUCGUAUUCCCACUGCAUGACGUGAUGACAUUGAAUCUGAUUUUUCCAUAUUCAUCGUUAUCUCGUCGCUCUGUUGAAAUUUUAUGUCAAAACUCCAUAUUUGAUCAGCUAUUGAGUUGAUAUAACGAUUUCCUAAUUGCCUGUUACCCAAUCCAAAACUAUGAGUCAUUUGGAUAAAUAAUGAUCAUGUAUAUUUUUUUGGGUAAUUCACUUUGUACGUUAAGUUUAUCAGUUUAGAUGUUAAAUUUAUCGCACGAGUUUGUUGAAAAUGCGAUCUAUAUCAUAGAGCAACAUACACUGCAUGCCUUUUUCGUAUAUCUUAUCACUAUCAAUAGCCUACCAAAUUAAUAAUUUCGGUUAUAUUUAGUUGCGUUUUUUCACAAAUAUAUGCAAUGACUUCGCAAAACAAUUAAAAAAUUGGAAAUAUCCUAAUGCGCCGGUCUGCCGAGGAUAUAAGAGAUCGAUCAUGAUGAGAGUUGACAAGCGUGUAUUUGCAUGAACAGUUUUCCAAUUCCCGCGUGCUAGUCAGACCAAGCAAGAGUUCUGUGAGAGCUCGCGAGAGUCCAGUGGAUAAAAGCAUAGGGUUCCAAAACUCACAUCAAUGCUCAACAAAAUUUGAGCCGGGGCGAGGGUACUAAUUUCGUCCGGCUAUUUACUCCCGGGGAAACGAAAGCUUUAGCGAGGUCUAAAGUUCAUCAAUGAUCGCAGGCGUGGGUCACCAACGAAGUUUCUGUGGGUGGCCUUCCUCAAUGAUCUCAAAAAUAUGGCGGACUGUCAUGAAUAGCGGACACUGAUUGGUCAAAUUUAAAGUUAGCAUUAUAACGACUGCAUGACGACAGCGAAAUAGCAAACAUUUCGUGAUUUGAUGAUUGAUGAAUGAUGAUUUCUUGCAAAUAUAUUUCAUUUUUGCAAGAUUAGUUUGUGAAUUUCAAAUACUUUUUAAGGAAACAAUAACUAAAAGAAGGGAGUAAAGGCACCGACGUUAACGAAGGUAGGUUUGUUUUAAAUAUUGAUGUAUUGUUCGCUUUAUAACGUCUUUGAAGUCGAUCGUUGCGAUAUUUUUAAAGAAAAAUACAGCAUAUAACUUCAGUGUUUCUUUAUCGAUCAACCUUUAUUAUUAUAUUAAAAAAGGAAGAAAAGUUGUUUGAAUGCCAGAAUUCGAAAUCAUUUUAUUUCAAACUCAAAGUUUUUCGAUAAAGCCUUGAAAGGCAGUUUAGUUUUAUAAGGAACAUUUUAAAACGUCUUGCGAAGCGUUUGAGGUCGAAUUUUACUUGAAAUUUAUUUUAAAUGAAACUUAUUUUUUGUAUAAUAACAUACUUAACAUAUAUAUAUUUGGGGAGUUGAAAAUUUGGUAAUUAAAAGUAAUAAUUUUAGAGAAUUUUUCAUUUCUAAAAAUAUUCUUGACAAAAUUAUCGUGUUACCAUGACAACUACUUCAAAUACUUCAUGUUCGGAAAAUACUAUGGUUUUGUCAGCAAGGCGAGGGGUUUCUGCAUGCAUGUAUUUUGUAGUAGUCCAGGAGAAUUGGUGGUGACAUACGAGUGAGAUUUGCAACUUUAAUCAACUCUUAUUCUCAGUUGAUUGCAUUUGGCUGAAGAUAAGCUUAUGAUUGGUUUUGUUUCCCAGCGGUGUGCAUAUUCAUAUAUGUGUGUUCUCCCCUACUGAUUUCUUUUUAAAGCGAUUGCUUUCACGCUAUGUGAAAAUGAAUAUAUGAAUAUACACGCACCCCUCCCCCCAAUUAUCGCGUCUAGUGACGGCCCUGUUUUCUCCAACGUCAAUCUUUCAUGACCUAAACCGACCUUAAUAAUUUUCUAAACGACUAUCUCGCGUAUACGUAAGAUAAAUUGUAAACUAAAAUUAUAAGCAUAGCAAAGAAUAUUAUAUUCUUUAUUUUAUUUUAUUUAGCCAACAUCAUAUAUGAUUCAUGCCUGAAUGCAUUACUCGAUGACAGGUGAGUAAAAGGUCUCCCAUUCGUUAAUUUAGAAAUCCAGAGCUAACAUAUAGUGGAAAAUAUUCUAAUUCCAUUCGCCUAAUGUAUUUUUGGCACCUGAGGGCACAUUGGAGCAAUGGUCGUCAUCUAAAAUGGCAGUUUUAAUGUCAGGUGCGGAACGAGAGGGACUUUUAACAUAAACGAGACAGUCAUUUCAUACAUGGAGAGGGUCGUGAAGCGAAUUCAUUGCAUUUUGCUGUCCAUUCUGUUUAAAUACAUGUGGCUAUAAAUCUUUAUUUUUAUUUCAAAAACUCAUUAAUAAUUCAUGAACCAAUUAUCCAAUCUUGAGUAAGAAAUUAGUCACGUGCAUACGUCUUUAUACCAGCUAAAGAACACUUUAACAAAAGACCAUUGUUAUGCAAACUAUAUAAAGAUUUUUAUAUAAAGAUUUUUAUAUAAAGAUUUUUAUAUAAAGAUUUUUAUAUAAAGAUUUGACUUAUUAUGCAUACGUUUUUGAAGUCAUUUAAAAAACUCGCGGGUCGUGUUUUAUUAGGUCUAAAGCCACUCGCGCUGCGCGCUCGUGGCUUUAAACCUAAUAAAACACUCCUGCUCGUUUUUUAAAUAGUACAUGAAUAACUGUCCAAAAAUGUUCAAACGAGGGAAUGAUAUUGUGUCUGAUUGAGAACGUUUUAUUAUAUCAGCAUGGAAAACAGCAGUUAAGUUGUACGAGCAUCGGUAAACGCUUUACAAAGCGUCGAAAUUUUAAUUCGGACAAAGUUAUCCCGCUUUGGCAAUAAAAUAAAAUAAAAUAAAUUUAAAACAGUAACAUUGUGCUGCAUUUUCCUCGCUGUCUUAAUAAGAAUAGAAACAAGCAACAUUGUUCGUUUGUGAAAUAUGAUGCUUUGUUUUUAUUAACUUUUUGCCUAUUUUUCUUUGUAGUUGUGUAAAAAAUGGUGUUUAUCGGAUCAAAGCUAAAACUGCUGAGAAUUACAGCAGUGUGUAUUGUCAUAUGACAUCAUUACCAGGGUGUUCUGGAGGUGGAUGGACGAUGGUGAUGAAAAUCGAUGGAAACAAGGUGAAUGUUUUUAGAAGUUAUACAUAUAUAUUCAGUGAUCUCAAGGAUAGUGUAAAAUUUCAAUACUACAUGCACAAAGUUAAUUUUGCGUGAUCUAAUUGUUUAAAUCAUUCGACUGUUUGAACAUUUUUUCUGACCUUCAAUUCAUUCAAAUCAGUAUGAAUAAUAUUUUCUCAUAAGUUUCGAUUGGCUGAUCAAAGGAAUUAAUUUCAACGACCGGAGACACAUUUUUUAGUUUCGAAGUACUUUUCAUGGCUUUUUAAACUCAUUGUUUGUUUUCAUAACUAGAGGUAUAGAAGUUUUAUUUCAAGAUUUAAAUUAAAUAAAAGAAAAUGGAAAAGGACAGAAUAUGUAACGGCUGUACAUGCAUGAACACAUACGCUGGUCGGUGUAAAACUUAGUAUAUAGCAAAAUCACGGAAUUGUACGCUUUUAGAAGUGACCUCGGUGUACCUGAAGACUAAGAGAAGUCUUAAGUGAGUUUUUCAUGUUCAUUGGAUUAAUGAAAUUACUUCUUAACAAUAACAUUGCAUGUAAGUUGCUUUUCUAUCAAAAUCCCGUCUUCUUCCAUGCGAAAUAUCCAAUGUUUCGUCUAUAAACGACAAACGUUCCUGCCGUUUAAGCUUGUCAUUCAGGUGCAUGGGUAUUCGAAAUUUACCCGGUGGAUAUAGCGACCUAAGUAAACGCGUAUGUUAUAACCGGUGCAUGUCCCAAUUAAUUUUAGGAACACUAAAAUUCGACGCUAUAAAACGGUUAUACUAAGUGUUUAUGUUGUAGAUCAUUUGAGUAGGACUAGAAAUACAUGCAGGCAGUGACCCCUCGCCAAUAUUUUCCAGACAUUAAAUUAACAUGAAGUAUUCAGAAAUGGCCCACUGAACGCAGGCUCGCGCUCAAGUGUUGCCAUGACAACACCAUAUUCUUUAAUUUUUAAUUUAUUCAUGUUUUUUAUACAAAACUGCAAAAUAGUUGAAAGAUUCGUACCUUUAAGUGUACAACAAUAAAUUUCCGAAAUAUGUACUGUAGGUAUAUUAGUUUGCAUUUUGUAAGCUUUGAUUUAAUGUAAAAUUUAACGUGAAACGCUUCGUAAAAUGUUUUGAAACCUUCAUUCAACUAUACUCUAUAGUUCAUUUGCCGAUAAACUAAUAAUAAAACAUAAUAAGUUAAAUAUAAAACAAAUUGUUAGGUACUUUCAGUUCAUUCUUCAAAUCAAUUUGGUCUCCUUUACAUUUUAAGAUAUUUCCUCAAAUUAAACGGUAAUUUAUGAAAAUUAGUGCUUCGUUGAAAAGGAAAACAGUUCAUGUUUUUAGCCAAAAAGUUAAAGCAACAAAAUUCGUAAACAUUAAAUAUUCAAAGGAAACUUGCCGUAUAUUUCACGAUUUCCCAUAGUAAAUCAAUUCUUCUCCUUUCUUCAAACAAAAUUGCUUCAAACUUGUUGUUAUUGAAACGAUUUUCCAAAUAUAUGUCUUUUAAAAUUGAAAUCUUCCUCAUCCCACUCCUACAAGCAAUCAGCCAUAUUUUUGAGAUCAGUGAGUAUGACCACCCACUCAACACCGUUGGUGACUGACGCCCGCGAUAUUUGAUGAACUUUAGACUUCGCUAAUGCUUUCGUUUCCCCGGGUGUAAAUAGCCGGGAAGAAUUAGUACUUUCGCACGGCGCUUCGCGCCGUCGGCUCGGGGACAAUAUAGCCAACAUAUAUAAGCUUCCACUGUCAUUAUAAAACGCAGAACAUCAGUGAUAAACCUCAUUUAGCACGCGUACUUGAUAAUAUACAUAUAUAACAAAUGAAUAUAUGCUUCACCACAUAAUUGUUGAAUCGACUCUUGUUGCAGACAACAUUUUCUUAUUCGUCCGCUUACUGGAGUAAUAUGAAAAGUUAUUCGCCGGGUGAUGGUAAAACCGGGUUAGACGACAGGGAAACAAAACUGGCAAAUUACUGGAGUACACCAUUUAAGCAGCUAUGUGUAGGAAUGAAAGUUAAUAAUUCAGUUCAGUUCAUUCCAAUAAGCUACUUCGCGAAUUCUUUGUAUGACAUCCUCGCAGGCGGCAAAUUCCAUUCAACUGUCAUUCUUCGUAAUACAUGGAAAUCCCUGAAUGUUGGUUCUUCCCUUCAACCAAACUGUGGACGACAAGGAUUCAAUGUUGUCGCUGAACACAACCAACAUGCUCGAGUUAGAAUCGGCAUUAUCGGAAAUAACGAGAACAGUUGUAAUAGUGCAGACUCCUUUCUUGGAUUUGGUGCAAUAGAUGCGAAUCAACGUGGAUACUGUAAUUCACGAAACAUAGUCAAUAGUUGUGGCAACAGCGCCUAUUGUGGGGGUGACAAUGGUGACAAGGAAGUGAGAGCUAUGGCGGUUACAUAUUUGCUCGUUAAUACCAUAUACACACAGAUUUGUGUUUGAUUGAAUUAUCGAAAACGGACUACGACUAAUAUGUUAAACAUUGAUUUAGUUUAAGUAAGAUGAGAAGACAGAACAUUAGAAUAUAGUUGAUUGCUGAAUUAGAUUUAUUUUUUCUGUCAAUUUUUCAAGUGGUUUGCAUGAAUAAAAUGAGAUUUGCAUUGAAAUCAGCGUAUAUGUAUUUUUUGCAAGAACACAUGAUAACCACUUUUGUGGUUUCUGUUACUUUAAACAAAAUAUAAGGAAACUGCACAGAAUAUAAUUAUAAACUAUGAUAAUAGUAAAAUCAUAAGUUUCCAUAUAGUCUAAGGUUUCCUUCA